AUGAUUGAUUUUGAAUCUUUGCUUGAAUUUGAAGAGUCAUUGAGUCAAGGACAAUCAAGUCUUGAUAAUUCUGCAAUCUUGUACAACUUUGGCUCCAAGAUUGAACAUUUACGAUUCAAAGAAGAAGAAGAAGAAGAAGAAAAGGAAGUGGAUCUGGGUGAUGGUGAACUUGUCGUCAGUGAGCCAUCACCCAUCGGUUCUUCUGUUCCAUCUUUGGCCCAAAUCAUUGACGCUUAUGAUAUAACUCAAGACGAAUUUGCAACAUGCACCAAGUGUGGUGCCAACUUAUCCCAAACCAACAGCACCACCAGUAUAACUACUCCUUCAACAUGUUGUGUAUCCACCAUAUCUCGUACAACUACAAUCUCAUCCAACUUGGAAUCAUUAUACUGGACCAGUUUCAUCGAUAACCCAACAAGGACAGUAAAUACAUUACCUCACUAUACUGAACUAGUUUUGAAACAAGGGAUACCAAAUUGUAUUCGAUCAUACGUUUGGCAAAAAGUUUUUUUAUUGAGCUAUGCCACCAUCCCCAAAUCGAUUAAAUUAGUCUAUGUCAAUUUCCAACAUUCAUAUAGUGUGGAAGUUUCACAACAAAUUUGCAAAGAUUUAACACGAACAUUCCCCACGGUGCAGUUUUUCCAAAAACAAACGACAAUUGAUGACUUGUCGACGAUUCUCAACGUUUAUGCCAAUUACGAUUUGGAAUUGGGCUAUUGUCAAGGGUUAUUGUUUCUUGUUGGGGUGUUGUAUCGUCAUUUACAAUCGUGUGAGUUGACAUUCUAUGCAUUGACAACAAUAAUGGAGACUGAAUUGGAACUACAUGAUAUUUUCACGGCUCAACAUAUGUCGAGUACGUUGAAUUUGUGGUUUAUACAAUUUAGCCAAAUCCUCAAAACGGUUGAUGAACAAUUGUAUACUCAUUUAGUUAUGCAUUGUCAAGUGAAUAUGCAAACUUUUUUGUAUCAGUGGUGGUUAUCAUUUAUGUCGUCGCAUACGGCUGAUCUAUCAAUUAUUAAUCGAGUAAUGGAUUUUUGCCAAUUUCAAGGAUGGAAAGUAGGGAUGAUGAAGAUAAGUUUGGGGUUGUUGGUGGUGAACAAACCCAUAUUGAUGACGUUUGUUGAUUUGGGUGAUGAAGAAGUUGUUUAUCAACAUUUACUCAAUGAGACGAAAUGGGGCAAUGUGGCUAAUGACUUGGAUUUGUUUUUUGGUGAUUUGUUGUUUUCAUGGGAUGAUAAGCUAUUCAUGAGUCCAGAAGUAGAGGUACAACCACAUCAAGUAGCUGCUACUGAUGAAUUGGGAGUUGCAUCAUCUACUGUCAAGACCCAAGUGUCACAACCUGAAUCAUCUUUAUUGAAUACAUUUAAAUCACUUUCAUUAAACUUGAAACUGAAAUCACCCAUUAAACAAUCUGCCAAUACACUUCGAUCACCAUAUCCUGGUUUGUCUCGGCAACGAUCAAGCACUGCUUCAUCAAACAACUCCACAUCACUUAACAAUUCAAUGAUCACUUCGACAUCAUCAGUUUUCUCAACCUCGUCAGCUUCUACAGCCACGCAAAAUAAUCAUUUGCACAACAAGCAUGGAGAGCUAGAUUCAAUAUAUUCUGACAUAAGUGAAGUCAGUAGUCAACAAAGUGGUAGUGAUGUCAAGUCUUUUACAGACUAUUUGAAAUUGCCAUCGUUUACCAACAGCAACAAGAGGGAUACUAUUGGUGAUAGUUUAACCAAGACGACUAGUAGUAAUAGCAAAGAAUCCUUAUUGAUGAAUGAAAAUGAAGCUUUAAAGUAUUUGCUCAAACAAGCAUAUGAUACAUUGGGUAAUUGUGAUAAAACAGCAGAAGAAGUUGAUCUUUUGAAGCUGCAAAUUGAAAAAAUGGUAAUGUAG
This is a messenger RNA of Lodderomyces parapsilosis, 1887 nucleotides long. Its product is annotated as TBC domain-containing protein. NCBI's taxonomy places the organism in Eukaryota, Fungi, Ascomycota, Pichiomycetes, Serinales, Debaryomycetaceae. The record is from RefSeq and is a predicted model, not a curated record. Bases 1 to 1887 code for a protein of 628 amino acids. The transcript has a single exon.